Messenger RNA from Schistosoma bovis, 7487 nucleotides. The record is from the annotation of a GenBank genome assembly. Lineage: Eukaryota; Metazoa; Platyhelminthes; Trematoda; Strigeidida; Schistosomatidae.
UUUUUUUUAAUGUCACAAGUAGCAUAUGUUUCAAACAAGCUAAUCGAUCACAAAUUAUAGAUCCCGUUACUUAGUCUUCUGUGCAGCUUUUUCACACGGCUUUGUCAUCAUUUACUAGGUCAACUAGUGCAUCACUUGUGCGAAUAUCAACUCAUAAUAAGCGAAGUGAUGGAAUCGUCACUCAUAAGGAAAUAUUUAUAGAAAAAUUAUAUAAGAACGUUGAAUGGUGUCCAUCUCUGAUGAAUAUCACAUGACCAUUCUGGUUACCCCUGACUGCAAUCCCCGACCCGAGCAAACAUAUAUGUACAUAUAUAUCGCGGUACGUUCGAAGCAUGCGUUACGAUGACAUGAUAUCUAUUUUAUAUUGUUUGAAUAUCGUUGAGUCCCAGUUUAUAACUCAUAAGUAGCUUUAAAAUCUAUACUUAAAGCAGUAUAAGUCGACUGUCAAAAAACGGGCCCGGAAAAGCCUUAAUACUUCAGAUAACAAUACUGUUAUAACCUAUUCCCCUUGCUCUGCUACUCUUUUUGAUGCUGAUAAUGUUGGGGGUGGUCUUACACCACGCCUGCUGUUAGAUGACUCUGUCUCUAAUUUAAUAAUGAGUUCCACCUCAAGAUCAAAAAGUAUCGAUAGUAGUAAGAGUGAAUUAGACUAUUUUUAAGCAACUACACGACAUGCGUUCCAAAGUUGAGUCACUUGCUAGCUCUUUAUCAAAGCAUGAUGAGCUGAGACAAGAAAUAAAGACACUAACACACCUUAAGCUGCUUCUAUCAAGAGAUAUCGUUCCUGCGGAACUUGAUGAUAUCAUAAAAGCAGAAUGUGUUAUCGACUUUAUCGCUAAUGAAGUUUCCAAGCGAAUAGUCUCUCGUAAUAACGUGAUUGUCUAUAAUAUACCUGCCAGGAUCACCAUUAAAACUGUAAGGAAUUCGAUAUUAAAAGCAUAUAACUUUCAAGACAGUCCAUGCCAACGCAUUCGACUUAAUAAAAAGCACCAGAAAUACUCGUGCCCGGUCAUGUUCAGAUUAGACUCGCAUAUAUUAGCUGAACAGUUAAAAGAACCCGAGCGGCUAAUCUGCGCGCUUACGAAAUUUAGGAACGCUCUUAUAGUCCCAGAUAAGACCACCAAUCAAAGGCUUACGCAGAAACUUACCUUGGACGAAAAUAAAGGUGUUGGGGUCACAGCAAACCACGAUGCAUCAGCUGCUGGAUCCACUGAUGCAGCUACCCUAUCUCAUGCUCUCCAGUACUCUGAUAUACCAACGAAAAGUGCUAAUUUGCCUGUUAUGUCUGUAGUGACAUAUGAUAGCCAAUGUACAUCUAAUGACGACACUAACCCGAUAUUUUUCAGUUUACCAUUAGAAGCUCAUAAGCAAAUACUUACUUCUAAUGAGAAAGCUCUUAAAAACACUGUCAAUAUUAAAACUUCUAUGCCAUAUAAGAAGAAUGUAAGUACAGAACCUUCUGGUUCUAGACCCAAUAUCAAAAAUAUUACGAUGACCCCACCAAAUAAAAAUAAGACUGUACUUCCCGACACCAUGAUUUACCUUACGCAUCGUAGGGAAGGUUAUAAGGGUAGACUUGACUCAAAUGUCUCACAAGAUGGCCACUGCAAUCAUUGCGUAAGCAGGCAUAAUAUUGGACAGACCACAAUGAACCAACGCACCCUACGGUUAUCCUCAAACGUUUUAAAUAAUAAACCUGUAAGACGUAACUUUCCUCAACACUUUCCCAUUGGGCAAGAUGGAUUACUAGGUUACUCACCAUCAACCCAACCCCAACUGGCAGGUGCCUGUCUUAACUGUCCGCCUAGUCAAGUUCAAAAAAUUAAUCCACUUUAUCAAAAUAAUGAUUUUAUUGGCCUUCAGAAAUUCCUGGUCCCACUAGCAAUACAGUUUGUUCAAGCGAUAGCCCAUACGAUCAGUCAAACAUAAUAAACCACAGUCUAUGCAAAUCCAAACUACAUAACAUCAAUAGGGAAGCUCUCGGUUUUUUUAAACUCCACACUCCCUUUUUAAACUUAUUACUUAUCAAUGCACGUUCACUUCUGAACAAAAUUUCAGCCUUGAGAACAUUAGCUUUUCUAGCCAAGCCUUCUUUUAUACUUAUCACUGAAACAUGGUGCUCUCAAGCAGUAUCUGAUUCAGAAUUAAACAUCCAGAACUAUCGACUCUAUCUCUGCGACAGAGAAACUAAGCGAGGUGGUGGUUGCAUUAUAUAUGCUUUGGAUACCCUAACAACUAAUAAAGUUGAAGAUAGUGUUCUGAAUGGUUUACCAGGAUCAGUCUGGAUAUCAGUCAAUACUCUGAAUCAUAGUCUACUCCUUGGAUGUAUAUACAGGGCUCCUGAUAGUUCGAAUAAUGGGAAUGAUAUUAUUAUCAAUGCAUUCAUACAUGCAUCCUCUCUCAACUUUGCUAAGGUUAUCACUGGGGAUUUCAAUUAUCAUGGAAUCAACUGGAGUACCGGUAGUUGUCAGUCAUGUAAUGAUGAGUUCUCGGCAACCAUUAACAUGCACUGCUGGUCACAGUGGGUUCGUACCCCAACUAGAGGCAAUAGUAUACUCAGUAGUAUUUUCGCGAAUAAUGUAGAAAUCAUAAAUGGUUCUGCUUCAAGAGUUAUGUGCGUGGCUAGCAACUCAGUAAAAUCUAUCUCCUUCAUAUGCAUGAAAAUUAAUAAGGCUAUAAAUACCCUUAAGCUUUCGAGAGGUCAUGGAGUAGACGGUAUUUCAUCCUUUCUCUACAAAUAUGGUGGUCCAGAUAUUCCACUUCUUCUUCUAAAGCUGUUUACUCUCUCUAUGGAAACCGGUUCUUACCCUUACUGUUGGAAAACCGCGUACAUCAUACCACGUUACAAAUCUGGAGAUAAAACUGACAUGAAUAAUUACCGGUCAAUAAAUAUUACUCCAGUUAUUUCUAGGAUUAUGGAAAAAGUUAUAAGUGAUGAAUUUUCCAACUAUUUACUUGCUGGAAAAUUUAUCAAUGAUACUCAACAUGGAUUUCUUAAAAAUCGUUCUUGCAUGACAUGUCAUUCCGACUUCUUUAAUUUAGUCUAUUCUCUACGUAGCCAAGGAUAUCUAGUCUUAGUGCUAUAUCUGGACAUUUCUAAAGCCUUUGACAUGGUUAGCCACCAACUUCUUAUGGGUAAACUCGCGUCCUAUGGGGUUCAAAAUCCUUUGCUUGCUUGGUUUGAUUCCUUUCUCAGAAAUCGACAUCAAAUAGUUAAAAUUAACUCUUCAUUGUCUAACGCUGUCCCUGUUAGAAGUGGUGUAAUACAAAGUAGUGUCUUAGGUCCUUUGCUCUUUUUAGUGUUUAUCAAUGAUAUUUGUGAAAGUUUUUGUGUCGGUGAGCCCCUUCUAUAUGCAGAUGAUCUUAAAGUAGUAUAUUCAUUUUCUCCACAUGAGCUGAAAAGUAUGCAAAAUUGCAUCAGCAUGGAGCUUAACAAGGUAGCACAGUGGUGCUUAAACUAGCAACUGGAGCUUUAUACGGCUAAAUGUGAAUGGAUAUACUUCGGCGAUACAUCACUUAACCUAGAGCUUGCCAUAAAUGAAGAAGUGUUAUCUAGGUUACAUACAGUAGUAGACUUAGGACUUAGAUACUCCCAAGACUUAUCGUUUACAGAACAGAUAUUAAAACAGACCUCUAAGUCUCAACGUCUGAUAGGUUACAUCACUUGAAACCUUUACAACAAUUAAUCACGUAUUCUAAUGUGCAGAGCUUGUGCUCGACCUCUUCUAGAAUACUGCACGUUUAUUCUUAGCAGUACACGAAUAAAGGAUAAAUUAAAGCUGGAAUCAGUACAGAGACGAUUUACACUUCGUACUAUUGGUGCUGAUUGCACCUUAACUUAUAAUUCUAGACGUAAUAAACUUAGGCCAGAACCUUUAUGGAAGAGAAAACCGAAAUUUAAUCUUGUCCUUUGUCUUCAAACUACUUCGUAAACUAUCGUUUACAUCCAAUCACGCGAUUCAAUAUGCAGAAACUUCUCAUUAUGACAUCCGUAAUUCCUUGGCACUAGUGAAACAAACUCAUUCUAAAUCAUCUCUUUAUAUGAAUUACUUCACCUGUAAAUUUUCUAGACUCUGGAAUAACCUACCACAAUCUAUCCGCACGAUAAAAUCACUCCCAUUAUUUGUUCGCUGCAUCGAUGCAUACUGCUCCUCUGAAAAUGCAUUGAAUGGUCUAGCACUUACAAGUGUAUCUCAUUCCACAAGUGAUAUUUUAGGAACUUUAAAUGUUUAGCCAUCUUUAUUAGUGAAUCCCCUAAGUAAAACCACCCAUUUGCUGUCAAUAUGUUAACACCGUCCCUAGCAAGUUUAACUAAUUUGGAUAACAUAAACAGUAUAUCACUGUGUCACAUGACACACGCAUUGAGGUAGACCUGAUUCACAUAUUUUGUUAAUUACUGCUUUGCUGUUCCGUGCUCUGUGUUUUCGUUUUAAUUUCUCUAGUUGUAGAUAAUUAUCAUUAAUUCGAUCUGGCACACGAAUUGACUUUAAUUACUCCGUUAAUAAAUCAACAGGCUGUCCAUUUAUGAAAUAUUAAAAAUUCCCGGCUGAUGCAUUGGAUCACUGUAAUACAUGUACUAACUAAACAAUUACUGAACUUGUAUACUUAAAACGUUCUUCUAUCACGUGUUUGUUCUGUACAUCUAAUGUUCCUCUUUAUAUCAAAUUGAUCAUGACUGUAAACUGGCGUGAAUUCUGUAAUUAUUAUUUUCAGAAUAUAAAUUAUUAUUAUUAACAUUCACUAUAAACAAGAUUAUUCGCAAGAUUUGUUUGCUGCUAUGGUCAGCAUUUUGACCAAAAAAUUACCACGAGUGAUUUCUCGCAAUCAAGAAAUAGGACUUCUGUUGUAUGCCAUUACGUUUGCUUAUACUUAAAAACCUGAAGAGUGUGCAUUUAGUUGAUACAUUCACAUUCAAGUCUAAAACCAGUCCAACCUCUUAAGUCUUCCCCAUCAAGAUCAAAAUUUUGUCAUCAUACGGACACAGAGGCUUGUAUUUUCGUUACUAUACUGGUUGAACCGAUUCUUAUGACAGGAUAUUAAACCCGUCAUGUAAAGUGUUACGGUCAGCUAUCAAAGCAAGUCAGAUAAGAUGACGUCCGACUAUCAAACUUCAACCAGUGGCUAUAUUAGCUUCUAAAACUGUAUCACUGCUGUGAAAGAUAUCCAAGUUUAGUAGAGACGAGCUUGCUGCCCUCUUUAAAUUUUUACGGGUCAGAUUUUUCAGAUCCACUGAGAGUUGAGUAGAUUUUUGUGUAAUCAGAGGUCAGACCAAUCGUUACCACAGAUAGUUUAUCCGUCAGUCCGUGUGCUAGUAAUUGUUUAUUCAUCUUCCAAGAUUACCUGGAGUCUCUGUCACUCUUUAUUGCUCUCUGGACCUCUCACGAUAAGGUUUCUGAUACCUAUCAACUCAGUAGAUCACACAAAAAUUAUUUGAUCUUAACUGAAUUUCUUAAUAACUUUCAUUGUAGGUGUCACUGAUAUAUUUAUAGUUGUUUAGAGGUGUUUGCAAACAUCUAUAUCAUUAGCUACUUCUCAAUGAAGCUUAAAUUGUUCUCCCUUGAAUGAACUAAAUUACUUAACCUAUAAUACUCGUUGUUGUAGACAAAUAAUAGUUGAUUUUAUUGUUUGAAUUUAUUUGUUGAAGAUGGUUCUGAAUAACAUAAAAGGUUACCUGUUUACACAUGAAUUCAAGUGUAAUGUGCGUUGUUGAUACGUUUGUUUUUUUUAAUAGGAAACCAGAAGAAUGAACGAAACUUCAACCAAACAAAAUAUUGUUCUCAAACUGUUUUAAUAAAAAUUCUGUCAACUUUUUCAUUAACUGAAAAACCGAAAAACAGUAUCAAUGUUCAUUUUAUUCCAGUGUCUUUUCGCUAAAAUAACGUUGUGCAUUGCAUUGACAGAUUUUGCGACAGUUCAAAUUAUUGGCAAAGAUGGACAAUGUCUAGCUGUGAAAUCCUGUUUAAAGAGCGUUUCAUACUAAUUGGGACACAUCAGCUUGAUGUACCUGCAUCUCAGGAUUGAUUUUUACCCUGCGAUUUGAUCACAGAAUCGUUCGCUUCAAUCGUCAUCGCGUUAUCUACUAAGCUGCUGAGUUCUGACGGCUACUUGCUUGUGCAAUAGAUUUCUAUUCAUCAGUUUUAUUCUGAAGUAUUACAAUCGCUUAUAAUUGUGUUGUGUAAAGCGAUAAUCAAUAAAUUACUUCCUAAUUAUAAUAAAUUAUCGAACAAAACAAUUAAUUUAGCCGGAUCUGUUUUGAGAUGGUAACUCACCGAAGACAAUGAUGGACGGUGGCGCAAUUUUGUGAAUUGACCAACGUUAGACAUUAACACCGCUGCAUAUCGGCUCAGUGGUUUGUAGGUUAAGCGCUCGCGCGUCACACCGAAGCGUGCUUCCAGGUUUCCCAUGGACUCAUGAUGUCGACUGCUGAAAUUAAUACAAUUCACUUUAUGAAAUAUGUGUUCUCAGUAAUUUCAUAUCUCAAUCAACAAUAAUUAAUAGAAUUAAUUACUGUAAAACAUCUGGAUUCUUUAGGUCAAUAGAAUAAAAAAGUACAAAUAUCUGAAUGAUACGAUAAACUUAAUGAAAAGUGUAAAAUUAACUUAUUUAUCAUAGCGUUCAACAAUCACACCAAUUGUAGGACACAAUACGUUAUGGGCGCAAACAUAAUUGGGGACAAUCAGUUCUUUUAAUCAAUUUAAAAAUCAUAUAUUCAGUACUUCAUAUGUAAAUCUUCCAUCAGUUGUCUUAAGUUUCAUGGUUCCUUUAUUGAUACAAUAAUUACUCUCUGUUCCCGUUCUUUUUGAUUCGAUCAACUCAAUCAUCUGCUUCCAGGUUUGUCAUUUCUGAUUAGUGUUACUUACCUACUUACGCCUGUUACUCUUCAUCAAGGAGCAUAGGCUAACCACCAGCACUCUGCAUUCAACCCUAUCUCAAGCAAUCCUUUCCAGCUACUUCCAGUUGUUAUUCAAUUUUUUUCAUAUCGGCUUCUAUUUCUCGACGUAAUGUGUUCUUUGGCCUUCCACGUUCCCACUCCCCUUCAGAAUUUCAAGUUAGGGCUUACCUCGUUCGGUUAUCACAAACCAAACAUUGAAUCAUAGCUUUAAUUGAUCAUUAUCGUAAUCAUUUCAAUAUUUUUUUUGAAAUGUUUGCUUGAAUGUUAACUUCAACAUUUGAUCAAGUUAUUUAUGUAGUUAAUCAUUGGUUAAGUCAUUUUGUUCUUUAUAUUACAGUACUCUUUCUGUUAUAUUUACAAUGAAUAAGAAUAACUAAAGCAAACUAAUAACUUUAUUUUUAGAAUAAAGUUGGAUAAUAACUUGUCAUGUUAUCCGAGGAAGUGAGUUUAGUUCUGUCUGGGACUCAUCAGAUAAACAUGACUUCAUUUUAGUGUUUAUUGAACACGUUGUGUACGUUUUCUAUUUCAAAAAAUCCCCGUCGCCAAUUUGUUGUGUCUUUAUGACUUGCUAGUCAUCACAUAAUUUAUUUGCCAA